AUGCUUCGGAUCUGGGCACUUACCCUGCUGCUGGGAACAGUAGUCGGAAAGGAAGUCUGCUUCCAGAGACUUGGCUGCUUCAGUGAUGAUUCCCCAUGGGCAGGAAUUGUGCAGAGACCCCUCAAAAUUUUGCCCUGGAGCCCCAAAAAGGUCAACACCCGCUUCCUCCUGUACACCAAUGAGAAUCCAGACACCUUUCAAGAAAUUUCCGCAAAUGCAUCAGCUAUCGAGGCCUCCAAUUUCAGAACAGAUAGAAAAACCCGCUUCAUUAUUCAUGGAUUCAUAGACAGCGGCGAAGGAAGCUGGCUGUCCGAUAUGUGCAAGAACAUGUUCCAGGUGGAAAGUGUAAACUGCAUUUGUGUGGAUUGGAAAGGUGGUUCCCGCGCGGAGUAUACCCAGGCCUCACAGAACAUCCGCAUCGUGGGGGCAGAAGUGGCUUAUUUUGUCGAAGUCCUGCAGACAGCCUUUAAUUACUCGCUCUCCAAUGUCCACAUCAUUGGCCACAGCCUGGGUUCUCACGUUGCUGGGGAGGCGGGAAGGAGGACCAAUGGGACCGUUGGACGGAUCACAGGGUUGGACCCAGCUGAACCUUGCUUUGAAGGGACACCUGAAUUAGUCCGACUGGAUGCCAGCGAUGCCCAGUUUGUGGAUGUAAUUCACACAGAUGCUGCCCCCAUAAUCCCCAACAUGGGGUUUGGAACAAGCCAGAUUUCAGGACACCUGGAUUUCUUUCCAAAUGGAGGAAUACACAUGCCCGGGUGCCGGAAAAACAUUCUCUCUGAGCUCGUGGACGUACAGGGGAUCUGGGAAGGCACCUGUAACUUUUUUGCCUGUAACCACCUGAGAAGCUUCAAGUAUUACACUGAUUCCAUCCUCCACCCCGAAGGCUUUGCUGGAUUCCCCUGCGCCUCGUACGAUGCUUUCACUGAGAACGAGUGCUUCCCCUGUCCCAGUGAAGGCUGCCCGCAGAUGGGUCACUAUGCUGACAGAUUUCCUGGGAAAACAAGGGCAGUAGGACAGAUAUUCUACCUGAACACCGGUGAAGCCGCUGGCAGUUUUUCCCGUUGGAGGUAUAAGGUGUCUAUUACUCUGUCUGGAAAGAAGGUUAGAGGACAUGCACUAGUUUCUUUGUCUGGAGAUCAAGGAAACUCUAAGCAGUAUGAAGUUUUCAGUGGCGUUCUCAAACCAGACAGUAUUCAUUCCAAUGACAUUGACUCAGAUGUGGAUGUUGGAGAUUUGCAGGAGGUUAAAUUUCUUUGGUAUAACAAUAUGAUCAACCCAACUCUACCCAAAGUGGGAGCAUCCCAGAUCACAGUGGAAAGAAACGAUGGAAAAGUGUACAACUUCUGCAGCCAGUCAACUGUGAGGAAGAAUGUGCUGCUCACCCUCAGCCCGUGUUAGGAGCCUGCUCACAUGUGACCCCUGGAUCCGAUUGCUAAUAAAACCUAUU
Artibeus jamaicensis (Jamaican fruit-eating bat) is the source of this 1450-nucleotide messenger RNA. RefSeq names its product pancreatic lipase (gene PNLIP). The record is from RefSeq and is a predicted model, not a curated record. The transcript has 12 exons. Gene Ontology annotation, molecular function: triacylglycerol lipase activity; protein binding. The coding region runs from base 1 to 1401 and encodes 466 amino acids. Lineage: Eukaryota; Metazoa; Chordata; Mammalia; Chiroptera; Phyllostomidae. Gene Ontology annotation, biological process: lipid metabolic process.